CCCAGUGGUCUCAUUUCGCUGAAGAAAAUAGUAGACGUUUGAUGUGAUAGUGAAUUUCUGUAGUAUGGUAUUAAGUGGGCAGACUCUGGAUAAGAUAUGCCACAUGACUCUGCCUUAGUUUUCUCAUCUCUGAAUGAGGGACAGCAGUAAUACACAGUGGCAUACAGUCGUGACAAUUGCUUGAGAAAAUUACGUACGACGUGCUUAGAACAAUGUCUAGCAGGUAGUAAAACACACAUGUCAGCUAUCGGAUUUUACCUCUUGUUUUUUAAAUUUGUUUUCCUAUUUUCCUUCUUCUAAAGUUUAAUAUUUUAAAGUGCAUGCUGGGGAGAGGGAGGAGGGAAGGAAAGAGGAGUGAGACUCAGGCCUCAUCCCAUUCCUUCUAACAGUAUGUGGAGAAAAUCAGUCUUCAUUGUACAAGUGUAGGCUUUAGAGUAACUGCAGAUGAGAGGGAGAGGAUUUAGUGCCUGACUCUGGGUAUUUGAAGUAUCACAUGGAGAAAAAUGCUGACUCUGGAGCACAAGCUGUUAACAAGGGCAUUAGAAACAGGCUGGCUUGGCAAGAAAAGGGGUACUGCUCACAGAGUGUUAGAAAAAAAGACUGCCUUAGUAAUUGCCUGGCAAGACAGCUCGGAUGUGGAGGAGGCUGCGGAGUGAAUCGAAAGGGACUCAGCUGAGCAGAGGACAGCACUGCAACUCUCAUCUUCCAAGAUACCAAGUCUGAUUUUUUUCAUUUUAAAUAAAUUAUCUUGAUUUCUUUUUAAGCUUGAAUGCUUUCAGAGAAGGGGAAACCGUACGUAGAUAUCCAAGGUUUAACUGCCUCAACCAUGGAAAUCCUGUUGGACUUUGUGUACACAGAGACCGUGCAUGUGACGGUGGAGAAUGUCCAGGAGCUGCUCCCUGCAGCCUGCCUGCUUCAGCUGAAAGGCGUGAAGCAAGCCUGCUGCGAGUUCUUAGAAAGCCAGCUGGACCCUUCUAACUGUCUGGGCAUCAGGGACUUCGCUGAAACUCACAACUGUGUUGACCUGAUGCAAGCAGCUGAGGUUUUUAGCCAGAAGCAUUUUCCUGAAGUGGUGCAGCAUGAAGAAUUCAUUCUUCUCAGUCAAGGAGAGGUGGAGAAGCUCAUCAAGUGUGAUGAGAUUCAGGUGGAUUCUGAAGAGCCGGUCUUCGAGGCCGUCAUCAACUGGGUGAAGCACGCCAGGAAGGAGCGGGAGGAGUCCUUGCCCGACCUGCUGCAGUACGUCCGGAUGCCCCUGCUGACCCCCAGGUACAUCACGGAUGUCAUAGAUGCUGAGCCUUUCAUCCGCUGUAGUUUACAGUGCAGGGACCUCGUUGAUGAAGCAAAGAAGUUUCAUCUGAGGCCUGAACUGCGCAGUCAGAUGCAGGGACCCAGGACAAGGGCACGUCUGGGAGCCAAUGAAGUGCUUCUGGUGGUUGGGGGCUUCGGAAGCCAGCAAUCUCCCAUCGACGUGGUGGAGAAGUAUGACCCUAAGACUCAGGAGUGGAGCUUUUUGCCAAGCAUCACUCGGAAGAGACGCUACGUGGCCUCAGUGUCCCUUCACGACCGGAUCUACGUGAUUGGCGGCUAUGACGGCCGUUCUCGCCUCAGCUCGGUGGAGUGUCUAGACUACACAGCAGAUGAGGAUGGGGUCUGGUAUUCUGUGGCCCCUAUGAAUGUCCGGCGAGGCCUGGCUGGAGCCACCACCCUAGGAGAUAUGAUCUACGUCUCCGGGGGCUUUGAUGGAAGCAGGCGUCACACCAGUAUGGAGCGGUAUGACCCAAACAUCGACCAGUGGAGCAUGCUGGGAGACAUGCAGACAGCCCGGGAAGGUGCCGGCCUCGUGGUGGCCAGUGGGGUGAUCUACUGUCUAGGAGGAUAUGAUGGCUUGAAUAUCUUAAAUUCGGUUGAGAAAUAUGAUCCCCAUACAGGACACUGGACUAAUGUCACACCGAUGGCCACCAAGCGCUCUGGUGCCGGAGUAGCCCUGCUGAAUGACCAUAUUUAUGUGGUGGGGGGAUUCGAUGGUACAGCCCAUCUUUCUUCUGUGGAAGCCUACAACAUUCGCACCGACUCAUGGACAGCGGUCACUGGCAUGACCACCCCGCGGUGCUAUGUCGGGGCCACGGUGCUUCGGGGGAGACUUUAUGCAAUUGCAGGCUACGAUGGCAACUCCCUGCUGAGCAGCAUUGAGUGCUAUGACCCCAUCAUCGACAGCUGGGAGGUCGUGACCUCCAUGGGAACCCAGCGCUGCGACGCUGGCGUGUGUGUGCUCCGAGAGAAGUGACCGGUCCGAGAGACAGUUUGCAGAGAACCAAGGAUCCUUUCCAGGAUGUGUUUCUCAGUGUGCACAGGGUGAUUACAGGCACCAGCACCGUGGUGAUUGUGCUCCUUUGACACGCCCACUCGCGCUGGUGGUUGUCCCCGAGGAGGGUGGGCUGCACACCCUCAAGGGCGGAGACUGCACACUGAGUGGGCGUGAGAGGCCAGACCACCUCUCCUCCUGGCCGCGGGAGCACUUUCUCCGUGUCUCUAACCCAGCGUGCGCUUGGGAGGAUAUACAUUUAAGUUGUGCCUCGUGCGUUGCAGAGAAUUAAGGUGAGUACGAGCUCCAGGGUACGGGCAGUAUCCAGCCUCGAUGACUGUGAAGGGUACCAACUCUCGAUUUACAGUAGCAAAACUAGUCUACAGGUAGGGGCAGCACAGCUCUGUUCUGGAGGAGAACAGGGAAGAGCCCUGUCAAAACUCUGGGGGCCUGGGGAGAGGGGGACAGGGUUGGCGUCCAAGCUGGGUGUAGAGUGCGGGAAGGGAGCUGGACGUGGUGGAACGUGACUGAACCUGCCACACCUGGAAGGCUGAGGAGGGAGUGUUCUUCGAGGGUCUUUCCGUGGUGCCCUGGUAUGUCUGGGCCCUGGAGACUGAGAGGGUAACAGAGCCAGCACUCGUGAGGUGAGCAGAGGUGGAGGAGAAGUGGGCCUGGGACAAACCGGAAGUUCCUGUGAUCCCAUUGUUGUCCUCCCUGCCGCCGCUAUCCACCCCGGGAAGGUCUUCCUCUGUUGAAUCACGUGUUACUUACUCCACUGUUGGGUGUCCAUACUGUUUAGAGGGGGAGCGGUGGGGGCGGGGGUGGCAGCUGCCUGGAAGUUUAGCUACCCGAGUCCUCCCUCGUUCCUUUAAGGGCACACUUCUGCUAAGGAGUGGUUUUCACUGCUGUUUUGUACAUGUAGUCCUUUCCUGUUAGGACGCCCCUCCUGUCUUUAGAGUGGAUUUUAUUCAUGCCAGGACACAAUAACCAACGACAACCAAAAUCCUUUUGUUAGUCUCAAUACACGCUGUCCCUGCUUCUGAGCUGCCCUCCAAGGCUCCCUGUGCUAUGCAGUGACGUUCCUGCUCUGUGGGUAUUGGGCGUGUGGGGGUGUGAUCACCUAAACAAGGAUGCAUUUUCCCUUUGCUGGGACAUUCCCUUUUUGCCUCUUUCCCUGAGUUGUAUUGACCUGAAGUUCAUUUUGUUUGUAUUUUUUUAAGAAAAUAUUAAAAACCAGUGGUCUCAAAUGCCUGUAAGAGAGUUUGUGGCAAACCAGCACCGCCUUGCAGGCAUUUUGGAGGACCAGGCAUAGGGAUCAGCUGCAGGUCGUGUCUCUUCAACC
This is a messenger RNA of Hippopotamus amphibius kiboko, 3644 nucleotides long. RefSeq names its product kelch like family member 12 (gene KLHL12). Gene Ontology annotation, molecular function: protein binding. The coding region runs from base 770 to 2284 and encodes 504 amino acids. NCBI's taxonomy places the organism in Eukaryota, Metazoa, Chordata, Mammalia, Artiodactyla, Hippopotamidae. The record is from RefSeq and is a predicted model, not a curated record. The transcript has 11 exons.